This is a messenger RNA of Cervus elaphus (red deer), 2301 nucleotides long. It is a transcript of the gene CCDC181, whose product is annotated as coiled-coil domain containing 181. The record is from RefSeq and is a predicted model, not a curated record. The coding region runs from base 579 to 2108 and encodes 509 amino acids. NCBI's taxonomy places the organism in Eukaryota, Metazoa, Chordata, Mammalia, Artiodactyla, Cervidae. Gene Ontology annotation, molecular function: microtubule binding. The transcript is spliced from 6 exons.
CCUGGUGGCUCAGACGGUAAAGAAUCCUCCUGCGGUAAAGGAGACCCGGGUUUCAUCCCUGGGUUGGGAAGAGCCCCAGGAGAAGGAAUGACUACUCCUUCCUUUAUUCUUGCUUGGAGAAUUCCACCAGACAGAGGAGCGCGGAUGGCUACAGUCCAUGGGGUGGCAAAGAGUUGGACACCACUGAGCGACUAACACAUGGACUUAGACUCACAGUAAAAGAUCUGCAGUCACAUACCCACAUGGGAUUUAGCAAACACUAGGAGGAGGGAAUUAAUUUCUGUCUCUUGCUGCAGUUCCCUACUAAGAGGGUUGUUCUGGCCUAAAACAGGUACAUAGAAUUUUGCUGAUGAUACACAUUGAAUGUGUGAAACUCAUAAGGAAUAUGUGUUAGUUUGUGUAUGAAACUGAAUAUAAUUCAGUUUGUGUGAGAUGUAUUUUUGUUACAGAAUGUUGACUGUGUUCCAUAUGGCCAGUACUGUGGGGAUGAAGAUUAAAAGAAGUGAAGGGGACUGACUAUCCUGUGACGCAUUUGAAAAAGGCUUAAGGGACUUGUAUUAUUCUUUAACAAACAGAAAAUGAAUGAAAAUAAAGAUACUGAUUCAAAAGACAGUGGAGAAUAUGAAGAUGACUUUGAAAAGGACCUGGAGUGGUUGAUUAAUGAAAAAGAAAAAAGCGGUGCCAGCAUAAUGGAGAUGGCUUGUGGGAAUGAAGAGAAUAUUAACCAAGACUUAAAAGGGAAUGAAACAGAAAUAGAACACACCAAGCAGCUUUCUGAUCCUGAUAAAUCUUUGAAGGAUGAGGUUUCACCAAGAAGAAAUGACUUUAUUUCUGUACCAAGUAUUCAACCUUUGGACCCCAUAUCAGAUUCAGACAGUGAAAACUCUUUGCAAGAAUCCAAACUAGAAAGCCAUCAAGACCUGGAGGAGGAGGAGGAUGAGGAAGUAAGGAGAUAUAUUAUGGAGAAAAUUAUACAAGCCAACAGACUUCUACAAAAUCAAGAACCAGUGAAUGAUAAAAGGGAACGCAAACUUAAAUUCAAGGACAAAUUAGUUGAUUUAGAAGUUCCUCCUCUGGAAGACAGUGAUACUUACAAAAAUUAUUUUGAAAAUGAAAGUAAUGUGUCUGGGAAACUGUCACAGUUAUGUAUUUCCAAUGAAUUUGGACAAGAAAAUGUGAUCCUGUCAUUUACUGAUGGAAAUUGUGAAGAAAACAAGGAUAGGAAAAUCCUAAUGGAGAGAGAUGGAAAGUUUGAACUUGUGAAUUUACAGGACAUUAAGAGUCAGGGGUUUUUGCCCCCCAUUAAUGCUAAUAGUACAGAAGGUGAACCUCAGCAGUUGUCACCCAGGUCUCCCAAUUCAUCUGUCAGUGGAGUCAAGAAAGAAGAGCCAGUAGCCAAAGUUCAUGCUCUUGCUCCCUCAUCGACAGAAGAGCCACUGACUUACAUCCCUCAGCCACCAUCCAACCCCAAGACUUAUCCAAGCUCUGCUGCCAACCCAGAUAGAAGUAAGGGGAACAGAAAAUCUAACCAUAGGACCCAGUCUGCAGAUGUGUCUCCAGCGACCUCAACAUUUUGUCUCUCUCCUCAACAGAAAGAACUGAAAAAACGACUAGAACAAAAGAGAGAAAAGCUGAAGAGAGAGGAAGAUCAAAAGAAAAUAGAAGAAGAAAAAGAAAAGAAAAAAGAAAAUGACAUGGUAUUUAAAGCAUGGUUGCAAAAGAAGAGAGAGCAGGUCCUAGAAAUGAGGAGAAUUCAGCGAGCAAAGCAGAUUGAAGACAUGAACAGUAGACAGGAAGACAGAGAUCCACAGCAAGCUUUUCGAUUAUGGCUUAAAAAAAAGCAUGAAGAACAAUUGAAAGAAAGAAAGACAGAAGAACUGCGAAAGCAAGAGGAGUGCUUAGUCUUCCUUAAAGGAACAGAAGGCCGUGACAGGGCCUUUAAACAAUGGCUAAGAAGAAAACAGAUAGAAAAAUUAGCAGAGCAGCAAGCUGUCAAAGAAAGAACUAGACAGCUCCGACUAGAAGCAAAGCGGUCUAAACAGUUACAGUGCCACCUAUAUGAUAUGUCAGAAGCCAAAUCUUUCCGUUUUACUGAUCAUUACAACUGAAGGUAUUUAUUAAAUACUUCAUUUGGAAGCUUCUGUCCUCAAAAUUUUGGAUAUCAUUUCUUAUGGCCUGUGUGCUUUGGUCAUACUUUAAAUUAUGGAAGUGCUACUUAUCUUUUGGUGGUGUUGAUGGUGAAUUUGUCUUAUUUCCUUUAAUAGUAGAACAAAAUAAAUUUCUUAUCUUGCAGCAUUGUAA